UAUGAUUAAGGAAUUAUCACCAAAAGAGGGUAUUAACAAAGAGGAAUUAUUCCAGACAUUGAUGCUGGAAAACACAAAAGAAAUGACAUCAAGGAUUUGGGUUUCAGAGAAGUUCUGAAAAAUAUGCAUGAGUUUGAAAGUCAGUAUACAUAUGAUGGAACAAAUUACAAAGAAGUAACCACAGCCCGUAACCAAAAUUUCAGUGGUAGAAGAAGAGAUCAGCACUACACCAAACCCUGGACUUAUUUCCCUCUAAAGCAGAGUGUUUCUGUAAGAAAAAGAACUUAUCAAUAUUACAAGCAUGAAAAAUCAUAUAAAAGUAUUUGUUAAAACUAAAAAAUAAAAUAACCUGUGCAGGAAAUAAGUAUAUAAAAUGUUUUGAAAAUGGGAUUGGAUUAAUAAAGUUUCAGUCACAUCUGGCUGACUUCCAGAAGUUUCAAACUGAAGAGAAAAUUUAUGAAUGUAAUCAAGUUGAGGAUUUGAUCAACAGUAGUUUUGCUUUACCACUUCAAAGAAUUACUACUAGCAUUGAUAUGAAUAUUUGUAAUAAAUCUGGGAAACUUUUUAUACUUCCUUCAUUACUUAUACAUCAAAAAACACCUAUUAGUGAAGAGCCUUACAAAUGUAAUGAUUGUAGGAAGGCCUUUAGAGAAAGCUCAGACCUCACUAGUCAUGAGAGAAUUCAUUUGGGGCAGAGAGCUUACAAAUGUAAUGAGUGUGGCAAAGCCUUUUCCCAAUUUGCAAAACUGACUAGACAUCAGAGAAUCCAUACCAGUGAAAAACCAUAUAAGUGUAAUAUAUGUGGCAAGGGCUGUAGGCAAAAUUUAAAUCUUGCACGGCAUCAGAAAAUUCAUACUGAAGAGAAACCUUACAAAUGUAAUGAGUGUGGCAAAGUCUUUUCUGAGGAUUCAAGCCUUACUCGAUAUAGGAGAAUUCAUACUGGAGAGAAACCUUAUAAAUGUAAUCAGUGUGGGAAGACUUUUGGAGGAAGCUCAAAUCUCACCAAUCAUUCUGGGCAGAGACCUUACAAAUGUAAUCAGUGUGACAAAUCCUUCAACCGGAUCUCACUCACUAGACACCAGAGAAUCCAUACUGGAGAGAAGCCAUAUAAAUAUAAUACAUGUGACAAGGUCUGUAGUCAAGAUUCAAAUCUUAUAAUUCAUCAGAGAGUUCAUACUGGAGAGAAACCUUACAAAUGUAAUGAGUGUGGCAAAGCCUUUAUGGAGCAUUCAAGCCUUACUCAACAUAAGAGAAUUCAUAGUGGAGAAAAGCCUUAUAAAUGUAAGGAAUGUGGACCAGUCCUCUAACUUUGUCAAACAUCAGAUAAUUCAUACUGGAGAGAAGGCUUAUAAGUGUAAUGAGUGUGGCAAAGCCUUUAAUGUGUGUUUAAGCCGUACCUGACAUCAAAGAAUCCAUACUGGGGAGAAGCCUUACAAAUGUAAUGAAUGUGACAAGGCAAAUCUUACUAGACAUCAGAAAAUGCAUACUGAAAAGAAACA
Messenger RNA from Mustela erminea (ermine), 1499 nucleotides. RefSeq names its product zinc finger protein 677-like. Gene Ontology annotation, cellular component: nucleus. Gene Ontology annotation, molecular function: DNA-binding transcription factor activity, RNA polymerase II-specific; RNA polymerase II transcription regulatory region sequence-specific DNA binding. Lineage: Eukaryota; Metazoa; Chordata; Mammalia; Carnivora; Mustelidae. The record is from RefSeq and is a predicted model, not a curated record. Gene Ontology annotation, biological process: regulation of transcription by RNA polymerase II.